Messenger RNA from Octopus bimaculoides (California two-spot octopus), 1513 nucleotides. RefSeq lists its product as uncharacterized. NCBI's taxonomy places the organism in Eukaryota, Metazoa, Mollusca, Cephalopoda, Octopoda, Octopodidae. The record is from RefSeq and is a predicted model, not a curated record. Gene Ontology annotation, biological process: positive regulation of DNA-templated transcription; autophagosome assembly. Gene Ontology annotation, cellular component: nucleus; autophagosome.
UUUGUUAUUGUUGUUGUUGUGGUGGCCAUCAUCGUCUUGGGUUGUGUGCCAGUUGUGUGCAGUCUGCCCAGAAAACAAACAAACGCAAACCCUCUGAUCACUCUUCUUAAAUCUAAUUUAUAUAAAAUAUUCGUUUGUGAUCUCAACUUUCUUUAAGAACAAUGCUGAAAGGAGUGGCUGAUUUUUUCUUUGGAACUGGCUCAGCAGAUUCAGAACAGCAAUGUGAAGAACUCAAUAUAAAAACUCAUGUGACUGAAGAAGACUGGAUUUUUGUUGAAACACAAACUCAAGACGCCGUCGACGAAUCGCUACCAUCUGUGACCUUAGAAACUGCUGAUAAUACUGCUGCAACAACUGAAGAUAUUCAUUUAGAUACUGCCAGUUCUGAGCAAGAAUGUAGUAACAACAGUAAAUGUGAUGAGCUGGAGGACAUUACUGUGGUUCAUCCACAUCUAGAUUUAGUCCCAAUAACAAAAACCUGUACAUGGGACACUGCCCUCCCUGCAGAACACCCACUUGUACGGCACUCAGAUUAUAUUUGUAUAUUCUCGGUCUGUCCAAGUGAGAGCUGGAUUGUAGAUCCACCAGCCUGCUUCACUGCCAGUCAGAGAGGCUCUGAAGAAUCUUCAGUUUUACAAACAACAAUGGAAAAUCUGUUGAUAGAGCAUCCUAGUAUGUCAGUAUAUGACUCAUAUGCUCGAAGCAUCAACAGUGAUGGAGACGAUGAUGAUGGUGAUGAUGAGGAUGAUGAUAAUGAUGAAGAAGAAGGAAGGGUUGUGGCUGAUAAUGAUAAUGUUGAGCAUGUCACUGCUGUUAAUCUUCAUCCAGUAUCAUCUUUUAGAAAUAUUUCACUGCCGUUAACCAGAUCUCAGCCUGUACACAACAACCAAACCGGUCGUUGUCAUCAAAACCUUACCAAUGCUCAGCCACUUCUAACCAAAUUAAAAACAUACCGUUUGAUGUUACAAAAGCAAUCAUAUGAACAGAGCCAUCAUUACAAUAAAAAGUACUUAAAUAAAAAUAAUAAGUGUGUUGAAUAUAGCCACCUUGGCAAAAGGCAGCGUCAUCGUGCUCGCUACCAGUGCCCAAGUGGUCGUAUGAAUGGUAGAAUUGGACAAAGGAGAGCUUUCUAAACAUGAAUAUUUUUUUUAAUAAUUCUGUCAGUUGAAAUGUACGAUUGAAUUUUUGAGAACUAGAUAAACAAAAAUAAUGUAUAUAUUAAUUUAGAGGAGGUAGUGUUUGUACCAUGAUGUAGUCUCACUUUGCGAGAGACAGAUAAGAUAGCGUUAUUUAGUUUUUAAAUAUAAAUUCAUUGAUUGAUUCUGUGACUUUUUUUUAAUUUUAUUUUUAUAUCUAUACUGCACUGUAACUGAAGGUACAACUGCAUAGUUCCUGACACUUUUUUUCUAAAAUCUUAAUCAAGAGAAUUAAUUAUUAUAUAUAGGUAAAUUUAGAUAAAGUUUUAGAUAAGAAAAAUAAAAUUAUUUAAAAGAAAAAAAAAUUAAAAGAAAAA